Molecule: messenger RNA, 2908 nt
Organism: Dryobates pubescens (Downy woodpecker)
Lineage: Eukaryota; Metazoa; Chordata; Aves; Piciformes; Picidae
Gene: SGPP1
Product: sphingosine-1-phosphate phosphatase 1
Exons: 3
Coding region: 213-1472 (419 amino acids)
Biological process (GO): phospholipid dephosphorylation; sphingosine metabolic process
Cellular component (GO): endoplasmic reticulum membrane
Molecular function (GO): sphingosine-1-phosphate phosphatase activity
Source: RefSeq, a predicted model, not a curated record
GGCGGGAGGAGCCGGGCAGUAUCCGUCGCUCGGCGACUCCUCGUUCUCGAACGGGUUUCCUCAGGGUUCCCCCCUUCCCGCGGCACGCACAGGAGCCACCGUCCGUGCUGCCGCCCCGCAGGCGAAGCACCACCUCAGCUUCCCGCCCGCCGUACUGGGCAGCUCUUUUCCGCCCUUAGCCUGCCCCUCGCGGGCGGCCUCAUUCUCCCACCAUGGCUCUCCGCCGGCGCUUAGCCCGGCUGGCCGCCCACCUGCAGGACCCUCGGAAAGUGGCCGCCUUCCAGCGUCUCUGUGGGGUGGAGGGGCCUUCGGGCUGGGCCGACGCGGAACAGCGAGCUGGAGGCGGGGGGCCAGUGGUUAACGGCGGGCCUCCGGCCGCGGAGCGGGCCGAAGAGCAAGGGCAUCCCGCCGGCAACGGGACCGUGCCCGGCGGGGCAGUCCCCCCGCAGCGGUGGAGGAGGAGGCCGCGCCGCAACUCUCUAACGGAGGAGGACGGCAGCCAGGAGUUCUCCACCCGUAGCCGCUUCCUCUACUAUCUCUUCAGCCUGGGAACGGAGCUCGGUAAUGAGCUCUUCUACAUCCUCUUCUUCCCCUUCUGCAUCUGGAAUUUGGACGCCUGGCUGGGGCGGAGGCUUAUCAUCAUCUGGGUGUGGGUGAUGUACCUGGGGCAGUGCACCAAGGAUGUCAUCCGCUGGCCGCGGCCUGCUUCCCCGCCCGUAGUGAAGCUGGAAGUUUUUUACAACUCCGAGUAUAGCAUGCCCUCCACCCACGCCAUGUCGGGCACCGCCAUCCCCCUGGCUCUCUUGCUGCUCAGCUACGGCCGCUGGCAGUAUCCCCUUAUGUUUGGAUUGAUCCUUGCAUUCUGCUGGUGUACUUUGGUUUGCUGUAGUCGCAUUUAUAUGGGAAUGCAUUCAGUUUUGGAUGUUAUUGCUGGAUUUCUGUAUGCUAUUCUCAUCUUGGUUGUCUUCCAUCCAGUUGUGGACCUGAUUGAUAACUUCAACUUAACUUACAAAUAUGCACCCUUAAUUAUCAUCAGUCUACACUUAGCUCUGGGCAUCUUCUCUUUUACUCUAGACACUUGGAGCACAUCACGAGGAGACACAGCUCAGAUACUGGGCUGUGGUGCUGGAGUAGCCUGUGGCUCUCAUGUUAACUACAUAGUGGGUCUAAAGCUAGAUCCUUCUCCCGAAACAUUACCUUUAUCUCUUUCCUCUGUCACUGUGACUGUGUUUGGAAAAGCCAUAUUGCGGUUGUUAAUUGGAGUAAUAGUUCUGUUGUUAACAAAAGUAGCCAUGAAAAAAGCCACCAUUCCACUGGCAUGUAAAAUAUUUCGUAUACCGCAUGAGGAUGUACGGAAAGCAAGACAGCGCAUGGAAGUUGAGCUUCCCUAUCGUUAUAUAACGUAUGGAAUGGUUGGGUUCUCUCUUAUGUUUAUUGUUCCUUGCCUCUUCCAUUUUAUUGGCCUUUCCUGAUGCAGUUUUUUGUUUUAAAUGGGGAGAACAGAGCUAGUUCCUUUUGGAAGAGGUGCACUAGUUUGCAAAGGGAAGACCAAUGAGCUUGGCUUUAGCAGGGUCUUCACUUCAACAGCAAUACAUAUCAGGCAAAGCAUUUAAAGAAGUUUGCACAUCUUUGGGUAUGGUAUGGGGCCACAAGUCAAAUGCCAAUCCACAAGAAGUGCUUGAAACUCUAUAAAUGCUGUGUCUGGGUUUAUUGCUAUAACAGUCUGUAUGUGUGUGAUGCAAUGAAUGUAUCUGAAUGUCUGUCAUGCUGUACCUGUAUAUAUUGAGGUUUUAACAGGUAUGUCUGACAGCUCAUAGAAGGCUCCAUUAAUGAUCUGUUUGCCAUUUCAUAGUAAUUUAUUCAAGUUGUUGGAACAUACUGCUAAAUUGACUUUCCUCUAUUCUUUCCUGAAGUCUUGCUUCAAGAUGCUUCAGCUAAUAGGCAUUCCCAGUGGACCAAACUAGUAAUGAGGUUCAGUUUUUCUAAAAAAACCUAACCCUACAAAACCAAAAAAACCCACCCAAACCUGAACACAAGCUUUUUUCUUUAGCCCCCUCUAGAGUAAAAUGUCUGGAUUGGCAUUGGUAGGUAUCACUAACAUGUAUGAUUCAGGUACUGUAUUUUAUGGUUUAAUGAUUGUGCCUUUCUGUUGCUAAAUUAAGAAAUGCCAUAUAUACUGUGAUGUAAAAAUGUCUAAUUUUAUUUAAAAUCCUACAUAAUUAGGCAGAUAUUUUUCAAUGUUAGAUUGUCCACAUUGCUGACAUGGUUCAAGUUAAUGGGAAUAUUCAGUUUAGCCUGAAUGAAAAUUGCGUAUAUGGGAUGACCCAAGAAUUGCGUCCUUAAGCUCAAGAUAUUGUAAAUGGACAAUAACCCCUUUUGUAAGUAUUUUUAAUGUGUAUUGUAAGCUACUGGAAGAGGAUAUAUUUUUCUGGAGAUUGUUUAUACAGUGGACAGAUAAUUCAAAAUUUAUUAUCUAAACAUGCAAACAAUAAAAGCACCCCAUUCUGCAAAGAAAUGGGCCUCUCUUAUUAUUCAAAGCAAUUGAGAAGGACCAUUGUUUUGAGAUGCUUCCUUGGGAAUAAUCCUCAUGUUAGAGAAAAUAGUUGUAUUUUUAUGCAUUAACAUACAAUAUUUAAAGGUGAUAAUUACUUUUACCUGAUUUAGAUAGCUACAAGACUGUUUAAUGGUCAAAUUAAGUUUUUAAUCAUUCUGAUAGGCAGAUUGUGAGCAGUCAGGACAGCAUGGUCAAUGAACCAAUGAUUCAUGCAUAUCCAACUUUUACUGAAUUGUAAUGCACUUUUCAGCUUUUCAUGAUCCCUUUUUAGUGAUGAGUAGAAUAUGACCCUUCAACUAAUCUCAUGUGCCUAUUUUGUGUUUCAUUUUGUCUGUGUUAAUGUGUUGCCUAAUU